Felis catus (domestic cat) is the source of this 3216-nucleotide messenger RNA. It is a transcript of the gene FOXB2, whose product is annotated as forkhead box B2. The record is from RefSeq and is a predicted model, not a curated record. NCBI's taxonomy places the organism in Eukaryota, Metazoa, Chordata, Mammalia, Carnivora, Felidae. The transcript has a single exon. Bases 72 to 1367 code for a protein of 431 amino acids. Gene Ontology annotation, molecular function: RNA polymerase II cis-regulatory region sequence-specific DNA binding; DNA-binding transcription factor activity, RNA polymerase II-specific. Gene Ontology annotation, biological process: cell differentiation; anatomical structure morphogenesis; regulation of transcription by RNA polymerase II.
CCCCCGCUACCGGGUGCGGAGCCACACUGCCGUCCAGCGGGGGCCGGAGGGCGGUAGAGGCGCCGGGGGCGAUGCCGCGGCCGGGGAAGAGCUCGUACAGCGACCAAAAGCCGCCCUACUCGUACAUCUCGCUGACCGCCAUGGCCAUCCAGCACUCCGCCGAGAAGAUGCUGCCGCUGAGCGACAUCUACAAGUUCAUCAUGGAGCGCUUCCCCUACUACCGCGAGCACACGCAGCGUUGGCAGAACAGCCUGCGCCACAACCUCUCCUUCAACGACUGCUUCAUCAAGAUCCCGCGGCGGCCGGACCAGCCCGGCAAGGGCAGCUUCUGGGCGCUGCAUCCCGACUGCGGCGACAUGUUCGAGAACGGCAGCUUCCUGCGGCGCCGAAAGCGCUUCAAGGUGCUGCGCGCCGAACACACUCACCUGCACGCGGGAAGCACCAAGGGCGCGCCGGGCGCCGGGCCCGGAGGGCACCUUCACCCGCACCACCCGCACCACCCGCACCACCACCACCACCACCACCACCACGCGGCCGCGCACCACCACCAUCACCACCACCCGCCCCAGCCGCCGCCCCCGCCGCCGCCGCACAUGGUGCAUUACUUCCAUCAGCAGCCGCCUCCAGCCCCGCAGCCGCCGCCGCACCUCUCGUCGCAGCCAGCGCAGCAGCCGCCCCAGCAGUCGCAGCCCCAGCCGCCGUCCCACCCGGGCAAGAUGCAGGAGGCGGCGGCGGUGGCGGCAGCCGCGGCGGCCGCGGCGGCCGCGGCGGUGGGGAGCGUGGGGCGCCUGUCGCAGUUCCCGCCCUACGGGUUGGGCUCCGCCGCCGCGGCCGCCGCGGCCGCGGCCGCGUCCACGUCGGGCUUCAAGCACCCGUUCGCCAUCGAGAACAUCAUCAGCCGGGACUACAAGGGCGUGCUGCAGGCCGGCGGGCUGCCCUUGGCGUCGGUCAUGCACCACCUGGGUUACCCCGUGCCAGGUCAGCUCGGCAACGUCGUCAGCUCCGUGUGGCCGCACGUGGGCGUCAUGGAUUCGGUGGCCGCGGCCGCCGCCGCCGCCGCCGCCGCGGGGGUCCCCGUGGGCCCGGAGUACGGGGCCUUCGGGGUGCCGGUCAAGGCCCUGUGCCAUUCGGCAAGCCAGAGCCUGCCUGCCGUGCCGGUGCCCAUCAAGCCCACCCCCUCGCUGCCGCCGGUGGCCGCGCUGCCUCCGACGCUCGCUGUCCCCGCGGCCGCGCAGCAGCCGCCGGCGCCGUCCACCGUGUGCCCUGCGGCUGCGGCCUCUCCCGCCGCCUCCCUGCUGGAGCCCACCGCCCCGACUGCGGCAGAGAGCAAGGGCAGCUCCCUGCACUCGGUGCUGGUGCACUCCUAGGGGACCUGGCGGGCGGGGGAGGCGAAAGCGUGCAGGGACUCCCGGUCCUGGGCUGCCCGGGAGGGAGAGGGCGCCCUGAGGCUGGGCAGAGCUGGCGAGCCUGAGCCUUUGCGGCAAAGGAAGGUCUUCGAACGGACAAACCCGAAAGUGGAUUCUCCAGUGGUUGAAUAAAUAUAACACUUAUGGUGUCUGUGUUUAUACUAUGUUGUACAAUCAGAUUAAUGAAAGCCAAUUUUCAGGUAAGAGUUUUCUAUUGUGAUUAAUAUUGGAAGUUAAUAAGUUAUGGGGGGAGGGAGCGAAGGAAUUUGGGGAAGCUUCAGUCGCUGGCAAAUUGGAAAUGGAUUUAGACCCCUAUUCCUGGGAGAAGCUGGUGGAGUUCAACCUCCCCGGGAGAAAUCCAACAGAGAAUGACGCUUAAUACAGACCUCAGCCACCAAGUUUCUCACCCCGGGCAGCGGCCCUUCGUGAACAUCCAAGACAAAACUGCUAUUCGCUAAGGAAAUCUCGUUUUAUUUAAGAAGGAUAAGAGAGAGCGUUUUCAUGUCGUUAUUUUCCCGGUCAGUUAAAUGGGCGAGGACACAGUGUCAUGACUUAAGUCGCUUUGGGGAGGCAGCGGGAACUCCACGAAGGAUCUUGGGAAACAGUUCAGUUUCUUGGCUCUGACCCGGGGUCGAGAAGGAUAGAAGGAAUGGCUAAAGCAAUUAGUUUGCACAAAACAGAAUGGCAGCGGCUUAAAGAGCAAAGCCCCAGAUUCCAAAAGUAAAGUUCGGGGAAACACAACCAAAGAGAGACAAUGAAGGCGGCUUUCUACCUGCAAUUCGUUGGUGUAUCAAUCGGACGAGGCCGUUUAGGAGCCCCAAAAUAAUGUUAAUUCCCACGAUCCGUUCCCUUUGGGAUUUUAAAGAAAAAACAUCACUUGCACCGAGGGAUUUUGUUCCUCUAAACAUGAAUGCAAGAAUGCCCCAUCACCCGACACAGUUGCUCUUAACGCUUCCAGGAGCGUCUCCUGGCGGUUUCCUUCCAGCCUCCGGACGGACGCGAGAGGAUGACCCCGUCCCUUUUGCGCUCUGCGAUUUGGUAUUCUGCGUGCUGAGGGGGCGCGUCCGUCUUUUAGGCGAAAUUCUUCAGUUUCAGUUCGCGAAUGGAAAAGAAACUUGCCGCGCUGUCGUCCCUUCCCCCCCUUUUGAGCCCCAGGAAUAGCACUUUACUCGCAACAAACUUUUGGGAACGAAGGGGGGCGGGUAGGGAGGAGGCAGCUGCCCUUGACCUCCGAGUCACCUUUGGCUUGCGUCCGCGCCGCGUUCGGGUUGUGACUUUGUGACAAGUUCCUGUCUGCCAGUGUUGUACGCGGUGUUUUCCAUUAAAGCUUCUCUCUGGAUCUGCCGCUGCGGGUGUGAAGGUGUUUUCGCUUCUCAAGAGAGGAGGCGGCAGUUUGAGUGUCCACUGGGCGGUCAGGGGGCUUUACACACCCUCCCCCCUUCCCUUUAUUUCUUAACUUCAAAGCUUCAUAGGAGUGAGUUCACGGAGAGCCGCCAGCAAGGACAUGUUUCCUCCACUGCUCCUUGUAUCCGUUGGCGCAAUUACCUCCUAUUCGACCCAUCCUGAUCCUGGUUUCCGGAGCUCUAGCCCACCUCAGUGCUGGAGACCCGAUUAGCAAAAACUUGCAACAGUGAAUCGUUUGUUCCCUCUUGAGGUUCGUAUCAAUACACCGUCACCACCGCCCGACACCCUUUCCCUUUUCUAAGGGCCUCUCCGAGGGCGGGCCACGGCCUGGGACUCCGUACCCUUGGGUAGGCGCCCUUAAGUCUGGGGGGGCCGACCCGGGGCUGGGAAGUCGGGUCACUGCCAC